Molecule: messenger RNA, 868 nt
Organism: Amaranthus tricolor (Joseph's coat)
Lineage: Eukaryota; Viridiplantae; Streptophyta; Magnoliopsida; Caryophyllales; Amaranthaceae
Product: LOB domain-containing protein 12-like
Exons: 2
Coding region: 208-723 (171 amino acids)
Source: RefSeq, a predicted model, not a curated record
ACUUAUAUAUCCUCACUCAUUUUUGUUUUACACUAUAAUCCUAGCUUUAUUAUUCCUCAUCAACUAAUUAUACCUUUAUUCUCAUCUUAAUACCUACAAUAAAUUUCCUUUAUACCCCCUGAAUCCUGAUCUCUCUUGAUUAAUCGUUUUCUUAUUUGAUUGAUUGGAUCAAAUAGGGUUGGUAAUAAGUAAAGCAAAUAGAAAUAUAUGGGUAGUGGAAGUUCUCCAUGUGCAUCAUGCAAGUUGUUAAGAAGGAGGUGCGCCAAGGAUUGCAUAUUUGCACCAUAUUUCCCUUCUGAUGAUCCUCAAAGAUUUGCCCUUGUUCAUAAGGUCUUUGGUGCUAGCAAUGUCAGUAAAAUGUUGCAGGAGCUUCCGGUUCAACAAAGAGCAGAUGCAGUGAGCAGUUUAGUGUACGAAGCAAAUGCAAGAAUAAGAGACCCAGUUUACGGAUGUGUUGGUGCAAUUUCAUUGUUGCAAAACCAAGUUUCAGAGUUACAAAUGCAAUUAGCAAUGGCUCAAGCUGAAAUUAUGAGCAUCCAAAUGCAAAAUCAACAAACUACAGCUUUAUUUCAAAAUCAGAUUGCUGAAUUUGCAGAUGAUAAAUCUAUUCUUUUAGCAACUGCUAAUAACUUUAAUAAUCUUCAAGAAUAUCUCAAUGAUUUUGCUACUUCUCCUAACAAUGUAAUUCAAGACCCUCUCAAAAGAGAGUCUUUUUGGACAUAGAUAGAUUUUUUUUUUUUUAUUAUUAUUGCAAUCAAAUAAAUUAAUCAUAGCUCCCUUGAUUUUUCUUCGAGAAUUGCUAUAGGCAACUUUACCUAUAUUAGAUGGUCAAUUUUAGGCAUUAGGUAGCACUUAGUUCAUCCGUUUC